Messenger RNA from Solanum dulcamara, 1029 nucleotides. Its product is annotated as dehydration-responsive element-binding protein 1A-like. The transcript has a single exon. The coding region runs from base 77 to 745 and encodes 222 amino acids. NCBI's taxonomy places the organism in Eukaryota, Viridiplantae, Streptophyta, Magnoliopsida, Solanales, Solanaceae. Gene Ontology annotation, biological process: regulation of DNA-templated transcription. The record is from RefSeq and is a predicted model, not a curated record. Gene Ontology annotation, molecular function: DNA-binding transcription factor activity; DNA binding.
CCACCUCUUAACUCAACAAACACCCAACACUACUACUAUUACUACUAUUUCCUUUUUUUGAACUCUCUAAAAAAUAAUGGAUAUCUUUGGAAACUAUUAUUCAGGUCCACUUUUAACCGAAUCUUCAUCAUCUUCGUCGUCAUCAUCAUCAUUUUCUGACGAGGAAGUUAUGUUAGCUUCAAACAAUCCGAAAAAGCCAGCUGGCAGGAAGAAAUUUCGCGAAACUCGACAUCCAGUAUACAGGGGAGUCAGGAUGAGGAAUUCAGGAAAAUGGGUCUGCGAAAUCAGAGAACCAAAUAAGAAAUCACGAAUUUGGCUUGGUACUUUCCCUACUGCUGAAAUGGCGGCUAGAGCUCAUGACGUGGCAGUUUUAGCAUUAAGGGGACGUUCUGCUUGCUUGAACUUCGCGGACUCUGCUUGGAGGUUGCCUAUCCCGGCUUCCUCCAAUUCCAAGGAUAUUCAAAAGGCGGCCGCUGAGGCAGCCGAAGCCUUCCGACAAUCGUCAUCAGAGUCCGAAGGAGACUCUAUUAGUAAUAGUACUCCUGAAAUACCAGAAAGCGCGUUGUUUAUAAUGAAUGAGGAAGCGCCAUUUUUCAUGGAUGAAGAAGCACUGUUCUACAUGCCGGGAUUACUUACGAAUAUGGCGGAAGGAUUAAUGCUACCUCCACCUCAAUGUGGAGAAAUCGGAGAUCAUUAUGUGGAGGCUGUUGAUAGUUACAUGCCUUUAUGGAGUUACUCUGUCUAAAUAGUUUUUGUUAUUAACUGUACUACUACUAUUUUUAGGAAGUUAGGACAUUCUAUCUGUACAGCUUCUUAAAGAUUUUAGGUAGUUUUCGUACUCUAUUUAGAUGGUACGAAUGUACACUAGCUAGUAUUUUAAUUUAGUACUAAACGAUGUAGAUUGUAGCGCCACCACAAUUAUAACACGUGUAAAUUGGAUGACUUGGUUUUGGCAGUGAGAAGAAAAGAUUUGCAUUGCAAAUAUCAAGCCGUCUUAUUUGAAUGUUCAAUAUUUUUUGCCUUUCUAAA